Molecule: messenger RNA, 750 nt
Organism: Anthostomella pinea
Lineage: Eukaryota; Fungi; Ascomycota; Sordariomycetes; Xylariales; Xylariaceae
Source: the annotation of a GenBank genome assembly
AUGGCAAGACCGCUAGGUAAUUGUCUUGCGCUGGGCAUCCAGCACUCCUCCUGCACCCGCCGAGUCAGCUUCCGCAUCAAGGUCAAGCGGGAGCUUGUACCAAACGAUGAAGACUUCGGCAGUGAGGGUGAUACGCCGUGGCCCGAGAGCACUGUCGAGGUGUUCCUCGUUGGCGAGAACCCGCAAGCCAAGCUCAAGCUCGUAGAGAUCCCGGUUCAUACGGAGCAGGCCGAACUUGACGCUCGGAAGACUGCCGUUGAUUCGGAAGAGGCAACGCUCGCUACGGAACCAGCAGUACUCACCACGGAACGGGCAGCAUUCGAUGCGGAACUUACGCCGAACGAACUGGGCAUUGGACACCGCGCUAUCUAUUUGGAACUGUCUCAAUAUGUCAGAUCGCAUAUCUGUCUGACUCUGCAACAGCUGAGGAUGCGUUGUGGAAUUCUGCACUCGUCUUCAGGACCUCGGAAGGUAAAACCAGCGCUCGAAGCCUUGACCGACCUCUCGACCCUGAUUGCAAACUCAGGCAUGGGGGGGGGAAUAAGGGGCCUCAAGUCCUUGGGCCAAGCGAUCCUGGCUUGGAGCGCACCACAACCGAGUGUGAUGUUGAACAUCCGCUCAGACGAGCGACUGGGGCCCAAGCCAGAUCCGAUUCAGGCCGAAGUCGAUAGUACUUUGCCGACGCAGCCUACAACAGAUACCCUCCUACCAGGAGUACAAGGCCAUGGCGCACCGACCCUUGGCGAGUGA